CGUAGCUUUCUGAGGCGUGGUAGUGCUCGCCGCGGAGCUCUGCUCGGCCUGCUCCCGUCCCGACUCACCGCUGUUCGCUCCCGCCGAGGAACAAGUCUGUCAGGAAGCCCGCGCCGCAGUUAUGGCUUUCAAAGACACCGGGAAGACGCCCGUGGAGCCCGAGGUGGCGAUCCAUCGCAUCCGGAUCACGCUCACCAGCCGCAACGUGAAGUCGCUGGAGAAGGUGUGUGCUGACCUGAUCAGAGGCGCCAAGGAGAAGAACCUGAAAGUGAAGGGGCCGGUGCGCAUGCCCACCAAGACCCUGAGGAUCACUACAAGAAAAACACCUUGUGGUGAAGGCUCCAAGACGUGGGAUAGUUUCCAAAUGAGAAUCCACAAGCGCCUCAUUGACUUGCACAGCCCCUCCGAGAUAGUUAAGCAGAUUACGUCCAUCAGUAUUGAGCCGGGCGUGGAGGUUGAAGUCACCAUUGCAGAUGCCUAAGUCAACUGUUCUAAUAAAUUGACUUAA
Molecule: messenger RNA, 508 nt
Organism: Myodes glareolus (Bank vole)
Lineage: Eukaryota; Metazoa; Chordata; Mammalia; Rodentia; Cricetidae
Source: RefSeq, a predicted model, not a curated record